Electrophorus electricus (electric eel) is the source of this 1265-nucleotide messenger RNA. It is a transcript of the gene cfl1, whose product is annotated as cofilin 1. NCBI's taxonomy places the organism in Eukaryota, Metazoa, Chordata, Actinopteri, Gymnotiformes, Gymnotidae. Gene Ontology annotation, biological process: actin filament depolymerization. Gene Ontology annotation, cellular component: actin cytoskeleton. Gene Ontology annotation, molecular function: actin binding. The record is from RefSeq and is a predicted model, not a curated record.
CGCGCAAAAGGGCGCGUCCGCGUGUUGGAUCAAGUGUGCGAGACGAGAGGACUGCAUCACAGCUCAUUCAAAUCCUGUCCAGACGCUGACCUAACACAGAGACACAGCCAUGGCCUCCGGAGUUACAGUGGAAGAGAAUGUGCUGACUGUCUUCAACGACAUGAAGGUGCGCAAGGCACAGCCUAAUGAGGAGGAGCGGAGGAAGAGGAAGAAGGCUGUCCUCUUCUGCCUGAGUGACGAUAAGAAGAAGAUCAUCAUGGAGGAGGGCCGUGAGAUCCUGCAGGGAGAAGAGGGUGACCCCUACCUCAAGUUUGUCAAGAUGCUUCCACCUAAUGACUGCCGCUACGCACUCUACGAUGCUACAUAUGAGACCAAGGAGACCAAGAAGGAGGACCUGGUUUUCAUCUUCUGGGCCCCGGAAGGUGCUCCACUGAAAAGCAAGAUGAUCUACGCCAGCUCCAAGGAUGCAAUCAAGAAGAAGUUCACAGGUAUUAAACAUGAGUGGCAAGUGAAUGGUUUGGAUGACAUCAAAGACCGAAAGACCCUUGGUGAGAAGCUUGGAGGAUCGUCGGUGAUCACUCUUGAAGGGAAGCCUCUGUGUGAUUGAGGCCAGCACUUCUGAGGGGUAUAGCUGUUCAUUCCAGCAUUGGUAGGGGAAGGGGUGGUUUGGCGGCAAUGUUUGCCAGAUUAAAGGGUGGUAUCUUUUGGGGGGGGGGGGGGGGGGGUUGUUGUAAGUGACAGUUUCCAAACUUCACAGAAAUGUAGGCUGUCAUUCCAUUUCACACAUAUGAACAAAACAAAAACACAAAAGGAAAAAAAAAAUCUCGAAAAAGUUUAAAAAAAAAAAUGAUGAAGGAUGAUGAUUAUAAACUAUUAUAACUAUAAAUGUGUGCAGACAGGUUUUUGUUCUUUCUAGGUUCCAUUAGAUUGUUGAAGAAAGAAGCCGAGACUGAACUGCAACCAUUAGAAUUGAGCUAUUUGAAUUUGCAGAAUACUGUUCAUAAUUAUACAAUUUUGUUUUGUUUUUUUGCCAAACUUCUAGUUAAUUUUUUCUAAGUAUGUGUGCGUAGCUGGGACUAGUCUAGUACAAAACAGUUUACUGCAAGACUGAUUGCACAAGAUCUGUCAACCCUUUUGGGAAUAAUUAUUUCUCUCCCCUGUGUUUCUUUCCUUAUUUUUGGACUUCCAAGUGUUUAAUGAUUCCAGCUCUUGUUUUCAAACCUCUCCAAGUCUGAUUCCCAACCAUGGCACUGAAACCAUGUCAA